AUGGCGGCCCAGGGUCUUCUCUCUGGGAGGCAGCUGCUGGGGAGGCCUCUGCAGUCUUCCAUCUCCAGGUCGUCUUCCUCCCGGAAGUCCCCCUUCGUCGUCAGGGCAUCUUCCAGCCCCCCUGCCAAGCAAAAUGACAACAGGCAGCUGUGGUUUGCGUCCAAGCAGUCCCUCACCUACCUCGACGGCACGCUGCCCGGUGACUUUGGCUUCGACCCCUUGGGGCUGUCCGACCCAGAGGGCACCGGCGGGUUCAUCGAGCCCAGGUGGCUGGCCUACGGCGAGAUCUUCAACGGCCGGACGGCGAUGAUGGGGGUGGUGGGCAUGAUCGCCCCGGAGGCCCUGGGCAAGGUGGGUCUGGUGCCCCCGGAGACGGCGAUCCCGUGGUUCCAGGCAGGCGCGAUCCCGCCGGCAGGCACCUACCAGUACUGGGCCGACCCCUACACGCUCUUCGUGUUCGAGAUGGCGCUCAUCGGCUUCGCGGAGCACCGGCGGCUCCAGGACUGGUACAACCCGGGCUCCAUGGGCAAGCAGUACUUCCUGGGCCUCGAGAAGUACCUCGGUGGCUCCGGCGACCCCGCCUACCCCGGCGGGCCCAUCUUCAACCCGCUCGGGUUCGGCACCAAGAGCGAGAAGGAGAUGAAGGAGCUCAAGCUCAAGGAGAUCAAGAACGGCCGCCUCGCCAUGCUCGCCUUCCUCGGCAUGUCCCUGCAGGCCAUCUUCACCGGCGUCGGGCCCUUCCAGAACCUCCUCGACCACCUCUCCGACCCCGUCAACAACAACAUCCUCACCAGCCUCAAGUUCCACUAG
Messenger RNA from Triticum turgidum subsp. durum (durum wheat), 810 nucleotides. NCBI's taxonomy places the organism in Eukaryota, Viridiplantae, Streptophyta, Magnoliopsida, Poales, Poaceae. The record is from the annotation of a GenBank genome assembly.